Messenger RNA from Tribolium castaneum (red flour beetle), 3564 nucleotides. RefSeq names its product collagen alpha-3(IX) chain. Gene Ontology annotation, biological process: extracellular matrix organization. The record is from RefSeq and is a predicted model, not a curated record. The transcript has 23 exons. NCBI's taxonomy places the organism in Eukaryota, Metazoa, Arthropoda, Insecta, Coleoptera, Tenebrionidae. The coding region runs from base 184 to 3300 and encodes 1038 amino acids. Gene Ontology annotation, molecular function: extracellular matrix structural constituent conferring tensile strength.
GCAGAAAAUUUACAGUUUGUGGCGACGCACUGUCAUGAAAACAGCCAAAGACAUGCCUUUGGCUCAUUUGGAAGUCUUGUACGACACCAUUUCGGCCUGCAUUAGCAUUCACAAAGACGAUUUUCAAAAUUUAGUUAAGAAUUUGGAUGACACUCUUCUCGAAAUUGAGGCAACUAAGUAGAAAUGUCGCUGUCCAGUAGUUUCCCGUGGAGGUCCUUGAGAUGUCUAACAUUUACAGGAAUCGCAUCAAUUAUUCUUUUAGGAAAAGUAAAAGGGCAAUUUAGUUUAUACGAAGAGGAGGUGAGCGCUCCUUGCUCUGAUUUCAAAAUAGGAAAUGAUGAUUUACAAGCGUACGAUUUUAUUCGAUUGUAUCGGCUGGACAUUGCCGAGACGACACAUCCAGGGAUUAGCAAAGUUAGGGGCUCAAAUCAGUAUCAAACUGCUUAUAGAUUGGACAAAGACGCGGAUUUAACUUUACCAACAAGAGAUAUUUUUCCACAAGGAUUACCGGAGCAAUUUUCCUUUAUUUGCACAUUUCGCGCACGCCGUGUACCAAAAUCUCCGUGGCAUUUAAUUAGGAUCACUGAUUUGGAGUCGAGGCCCCAAUUUCUCAUUUCGUUGAAUCCCAGGAGUGGAACAAUCGAGCUUUCAUUGAAUAAUUACGAGGGAGAGCUUCAAACAAUCGUUUUUAAUGGCACAAGUAUUUUUGAUAAGAACUGGCACAAAAUCCACUUUGGGGUAUCUAGAGAGAAAGUCAUGCUGUAUCUUGACUGCGAAAAAAAUGAUGAAGCGCUGUUGGUGGAACCUCGAGGGCCUAUUGACAUUAAUGGGGAAUUGUCCGUUUCUAAACUUGAAAAUUCAAGACAAACGGUUCCGCGCACAUUCCCGAUUGAUCUUCAGUGGAUGUUCAUGACUUGUGAUUACACAAAACCAUUACGAGAAAGAUGCGAAGAACUACCAGAAGUGAGACCGGUCCAACCGCCCAAAAAUCUUGGCCUUCCACCUAAACCGUGUGACGUAACCUGCCCUCAAGGCCCUCCAGGCUACAACGGCACCGACGGCCGUCCUGGUUUGCCUGGUGAGCCGGGACCACCAGGGCCACCGGGUCGUACAGGCCCGCAAGGUGCACGAGGAGAAAGGGGCGAGUUUGGAAGACCAGGAUAUCCCGGUUCACCAGGUUUACAAGGUCUUCCAGGUAUAAGGGGAAUACAAGGACCCCCCGGGGCUCCAGGACUGCCAGGAAAAGAUGGUGGACGGGGGCCUAAAGGUGAUAAGGGUGACAGCGGGGCAAGUGGUCCAAAGGGUGACAGAGGAGAAACUGGAUUUCCGGGAUUACCAGGCAGCCAGGGUGUUCCCGGGCCACCAGGUCCUGCUAGUACCAUUGAUGGAAGAGUAGUUCAAGGUCCAAUAGGACCACAAGGACCCCCAGGAUUACCAGGUCCCGAAGGUCCUCCUGGGACUAAAGGUCUUCGCGGAAACCGUGGUUUACCCGGAUUUCCUGGUAAAGACGGUAUUCCUGGACAAGAUGGUGCUAAAGGAGAAAAGGGGGAAGCGGGGGAACGUGGAGAAAGAGGAUUUACAGGACCAGCGGGACCUCCUGGUCCACCUGGAAUUCAAGUCGGUCAACAUACCGCUACCACAGGUGGCCUUCCGGGACCUCGUGGGGAACCUGGAUUUCCGGGAGUGCAAGGAAUAAAGGGAAGUAAGGGCGAACAAGGAGAGAGAGGGGAACGUGGAGAAAAGGGAGAACAAGGUGAUCGCGGAUUUCCUGGUUUAGACGGAGCUCCAGGUCUUCCAGGGAAAGCAGGAUCAGCAGGUCCGGAAGGACCGAAGGGAGAGACGGGUUUUAUCGGACCUCCGGGUGUACAAGGACCUAUUGGCCCAUCUGGAUUACCAGGACCUCCGGGUGAGCCAGGCGUGCCCGGCUUUCCUGGGUCAAAAGGGGACAUGGGACCUGCAGGUCCCCCUGGAUUACCAGGAAUUGUAUCGUCCUCUGGAGAUAAACUAGCACCUGGUCCUCCUGGCGAACGUGGGCCUCCUGGUUUAGAUGGAGAGAAAGGUGAAAGAGGGUUCCCGGGUCUUCCGGGACCACCGGGUUUGCCCGGACUUCAAGGACCACCAGGUCCUGAAGGAAUCUCCGGAAAAGAUGGCGAACAGGGCCCCCCUGGAAUUCGGGGCGAAGCUGGCCCCCAAGGCUCUGAAGGUAAACCCGGCCAACCUGGAUACCCUGGCAUUCCAGGCCCCCCCGGAAAACACGGUGAUAAAGGCGAUCAAGGAGAAACCGGCGAACAAGGUCCUGUUGGACCCCGCGGAUUGCCAGGCCAUAUGGGUCCCACAGGUCUACCUGGAAUUCCGGGUCCUAGUGGUCCACAGGGUCUACUAGGUCCGCCAGGACCUGCUGGACCUCCAGGACCUCCGGGCCCACCAGGUGAAAGCGGGGUUGGUGUCGGGCAACUAAUUGUCGACAGUACAGGAGCACCUGGAGUUCAUGGUCCCAGAGGAUAUCCAGGACCUGCCGGUCUUCCUGGUGAACGAGGAGCCGCAGGAGAACGGGGUCCAGAGGGAAAACCAGGGAUACCUGGAAUUCCAGGAAAGGAAGGACCGCCAGGAUUUCCAGGACCUCCGGGGCAAAGAGGCUCGCCGGGGCUGCCAGGAAUGCAAGGAUCGCCGGGCAAGAGUUUCACGGAGGCGGAGGUGCGCGAUAUAUGUGCGGCAGUGUUACGAGACCAGCUAAACGAGUUAUCUGCAACUCUGAUCGGACCCCCCGGUCCUCCGGGUCACUCCCGACCCGGUCGGCCGGGCCCCCCAGGUGUCCAAGGUCCACCAGAUAGACACGCUGAACUAAUACUUGGGUUACGGGGGCCACCGGGGCCUCCUGGCUUGACUCGAACCGGCCCAUCUGGACGAUCAGGAGCCCCCGGUAUCCCAGGUGACAUAGGACCACCCGGUUUACCCGGAGAAAGGGGCUUCAUGGGGCUGCCGGGACCGGCAGGGUCUCCAGGCUCGAUAGGUUUGCCGGGAGAAAGGGGCGAGAAGGGUGACAGAGGGCCCGAAGGAGUUGGAAUAGAAGGGCCAAUGGGGCCUAGGGGGCUGCCAGGUCCUCCGGGACCUCCAGGUGUUGGGUUACAGGGAAGUACAGGUGAUAGGGGAGAACCGGGAAGACCGGGUCCACCUGGUUUAAGAGGUACACCUGGGCCACAAGGGGCUCCAGGAUACUGCGAAUUUUGUAAUAAUCUCCAAAACUACCAGUACUAUGCGGCAAUGGCUGCUAGGUCUGGGGGAAAUGAUAAAGGGCCGUAAUUAGAUAAUUUAGAUAAACCUUAUUCCAUGUGUUCACUCUGUUAUCGAUUUAGCUUAGCACUGAUUAUUUUUGUUUAAAUGUAUUAAUAUUAAGUUAAUGACAAGCGUUCCUAUUCCUGUUGUAAGUAACAAAGAUACUUUGCCGAAAUAUGUUAUUAACAACAAUCAAUAAUUGUAGAAACAGAGGAACGUAUCAAAACAAUAUGUACAUACUAUGGAAUGAUAAUAAGCUAAUAAAUAAUAAUAAAGAAAUAUAAAACAGUA